CCACGGCACUCUCCAGCCAGCUAUGGGGGCGGCGUGGGACCGUCGACAGCUCAGGCCUGUUCUAGGAGCCAAGCUUCUUGCCGUUCUCGUAACGUUUCGCGUCCUCAACGCCCUUGUGGUUCGGACGUCCUUCACGCCCGAUGAGUUCUGGCAAGGGCCGGAGCCAGCACACCUUCUGGCCUUCGGAUCGGGCCAUCUGACCUGGGAAUGGGAACAGACCGCCCGUAUACGAGGAUUUACCCACCCUCUCAUCUUUGCUGCCUUGUACAAGGCGCUCCAGAUCUUGGGCCUGGACACGAGGUGGGCGGUGGCCCACUCCCCCAAGCUCCUCCAGGGGGUCAUGGCCGGGGUGUGCGACUACUGCGCGUUCGGGCUCGCGCUGCGCGCGUUCGGCGCCGCCGCUGCCGGUUGGGCUCUCCUCUUCCAGGUGCUGUCCUGGUUCAACUUCUACUGCCUCGUGCGGCCCUACUCCAAUAGCGCGGAGGCCGUCCUCGCCACUGCUGCGCUCUUCCACUGGGCUCCUCAUAUCCUGUCGGCAACGAGAAAGAACGCAAGGGGGGAUGGAAGUGGUGGUGAUAGCCGCGACUCGGGUGCUGCUGCUGUCGGGAGGAGGGAUAGCAUGGGCACGCGGGGGGAGACUCGUGCCCUGUUGCUCGCUGCCCUGUGCGUCGCCGUGCGACCGACUAGCGCUGCGCUGUGGGCGGUGACGGGCAUGUUCCGCCUCUCGACGCUGCCGAUCAAGCGCUGGCCCCGCUUUCUUGCGCUGACGGUGCUCCCGCCUGUGGCGACCGUGGUCGGCGCCUCCUUCUAUCUCGAUUCCAAGCUCUACGGCACGGCGACGCUAGUGCCCCUAAACUUCCUCCGCUUCAACGUGCUGGAGGGAAAGAGCCGGAUCUUCGGCGAGCAGCCCUGGCACUGGAACUUCUCCCAGGGCCUCCCGGCCGUCCUUGGGGCGGCGCUGCCGCCGGCGCUGUGGGGGCUUUGGCGGCCUGGUGACCGCCGCCGGCUUGGUUGGCUUGCUCUCUGGUUUUUGGCGUACCACAGCUCCAGCCCCCACAAGGAGUUCCGCUUCCUCCUCCCGGUGCUCCCGAUCGCGCACGCCUACGCGGGGCAAGCGGUCUCGGCCUUCCUGGCCACCCCCGCGACGGCGGCGGGGGCUCCUGCUGCGAGCAACCGGCAAGGGCCGCCACCACAACGGCGGCGGCGGCGGCUUGGGACCGCGAUCGCGGUGGCCCUGUUUGUCCUGCACGUCCCCGCGGCGGUGUACCUCUCGGUGUGGCACCAGGGAGGCGCGCUGGCGGCGGUGGACGCCGUGGCGGAGAGGGUCCCUGCCGUGGUGGCAUCAAAGAUAGCGGCGGCGGCGGCGGCGGCGGCGGCGGCGGCGGGCGACGGUGGGGAGGCAGGAGGGGGCCCGCGGCUGGGGAAAGGGGGUGGCGAUGGUGGCGCUCCCCCAGAAGUGGCGGUGCACUUUCUCAUGCCGUGCCACUCCGCUCCGCUGCACAGCCACCUCCACUUUCGAGGCUCGGAAGGGGGGCUCUGGUCCGGCAAGCCGUCUCUUUGGUCAUUGGAUUGCUCUCCGAAAAACCGCGAGCUGCCCGGAGGGAGCGAGUCAGACAAGUUCCAGGCCGACCCGCUGGCGUUCCUGCUGUCCACGUACGGCCCCCUCGUGUCCGGGGAGGAGCAAGAUGAUGAUCAUGAGGCGACCAUUGCUGUUGUGACACCCCCCGACCUCGCGGUCAUGUACGACACUCACCUGGCUAGGCCGGGCGUGGCGGAGUACCUGAGCGGUCGCUUGGGGCUGGUGCCGACGGCGGUGUUGUUCCACGCACACGUCAACGGAGACGCUGACAGUGAUGAUACGCACAGCAACGUCCACGUUCUGGAGCGGGGGGUUGGGCCCCGCGUCAGGGCGGCAGAGGGAACAACGUUGUUUGAAGCUGGCAGGGAUGAGAUGUAGGCGUGUAGCGUGGUGAUAUGGGCUUUUGGAAGGCGAGCAUGCUCGGCCGGGUGGUAAAAGUAUGUGUGCUGCUGAAUUUGCACUUGCCAUUCAUGUGUCCUGGGUCGGUUGUCGUAAUAGUGGAAUCGAUCGAGAGGAGCCGUUUCACACCCACCCGCGGUUGGUGUGUGUUGCCAUUGCUCAGCCGGUUAGCGGGGUGAAUGCUUCGACAAGCCCGCCUUUAGUCAUUUAGAAAACGUUUUGCAAGGAAGGUCUUAUGCGUGGCAUUUCGGAACAACGAGUGAGGGCGCUUGCUUUUCAUUCGGCAGGCUUUCAUGUUGCUGAGUUCAAGCAUUGAUCGAAACUGGGCAACCGCGAGUUGGAGAAACGGAUGUCAGGCCGUUGGUGAUGGAUUUAGAGUUUCAACGCUGUGUCGCUCUGUAGAUUGCUCCUUUGUCGUGGCCGCAUGUACUCGGGGACGUGCGGCCAGUUCGACAAGAACCGCACGAUGAUUGGAUGGAAGCCAA
Messenger RNA from Ectocarpus sp. CCAP 1310/34, 2463 nucleotides. The record is from the annotation of a GenBank genome assembly. NCBI's taxonomy places the organism in Eukaryota, Phaeophyceae, Ectocarpales, Ectocarpaceae.